ACUGACUUCCAUCCUGGCUGAGGGACAUGAAGGCGCAGUGUGCUUCUCAUUGGCUCCUGGGUGUGGCACUCUUUCUCUGCUCAGUCCACACCCACAGUCUCAGGAGAUGUCUGAUCUCUGUGGACAUGCACAGCAUAGGAAAGAGUUUCCAGGAAAUGAAGAGAGGCCUGCAAACUAAGGACACUUUCCAGAAUGUCACCAUCCUGUCCACACUGGAGAAUCUGGAGAGUAUUAAGCCUGUAGAUGUGUGCUGCGUGACCAACAGCCUCCUGACAUUCUACAGAGACAGGGUGUUCAAGGACCAUCAGGAGAUGAGCCCCGAGGUCCUGAGGAGAAUCAGCAGCAUCGCCAACUCUUUCCUCUACAUGCAGAAAACCCUGGAGCGAUGCCAGAUGCAUAGACGGUGUCACUGCAGUCAGGAAGCCACCAAUGCAACGAGAAUCAUCCAUGACAACUACAAUCAGCUGGAGGUCUCAUCUGCUGCCCUCAAGUCUCUAGGAGAGCUGGACAUAUUCUUAGCUUGGCUGGACAAGAACCAUCAGGAAACGCCUGCCCGCAACUUGACACUAAAUGCCUCCUCUGAUUAGGCAUGCACAUCCACUGUGAGGG
Messenger RNA from Acomys russatus (golden spiny mouse), 609 nucleotides. RefSeq names its product interleukin 19 (gene Il19). The coding region runs from base 27 to 587 and encodes 186 amino acids. The transcript has 5 exons. The record is from RefSeq and is a predicted model, not a curated record. Lineage: Eukaryota; Metazoa; Chordata; Mammalia; Rodentia; Muridae.